This is a messenger RNA of Tachyglossus aculeatus (Australian echidna), 6590 nucleotides long. It is a transcript of the gene KIF21A, whose product is annotated as kinesin family member 21A. The transcript is spliced from 37 exons. The coding region runs from base 121 to 5148 and encodes 1675 amino acids. Gene Ontology annotation, biological process: mitotic spindle organization; microtubule-based movement. Gene Ontology annotation, molecular function: ATP binding; microtubule binding; microtubule motor activity. The record is from RefSeq and is a predicted model, not a curated record. NCBI's taxonomy places the organism in Eukaryota, Metazoa, Chordata, Mammalia, Monotremata, Tachyglossidae.
CCCCCGCCGCUCCAUUGAGCCGGCCCGCACAACAUGGCUGGACCGCGGCCGAGGUGAGCUCCGGACCGCCGGACCGCCGGACCUCCGGACAACCGGACCGCCGGAGCCCCGGGGGGCAACAUGUGGGCCGGGCAGGAUGAGAGCUCGGUGCGGGUGGCCGUCAGGAUCCGACCUCAGCUCGCCAAAGAGAGAAUUGAAGGAUGCCAUAUUUGUACAUGCGUCACACCUGGAGAACCUCAAGUGUUCUUGGGGAAGGAUAAGGCCUUUACUUUUGACUAUGUGUUUGAUAUUGAAUCAGAACAAGAACAGAUCUAUGCACAGUGCAUAGAAAAACUCAUCGAAGGUUGUUUUGAGGGAUAUAAUGCCACCGUUUUUGCCUAUGGACAAACAGGUGCUGGCAAAACCUACACCAUGGGAACAGGAUUUGAUGUCAAUAUCACUGAAGAAGAGCAGGGUAUUAUCUCAAGGGCUGUGAAACACCUUUAUAAGUGUAUCGAAGAUAAGAAACAAGCUGCUAUUAAGAAUGGGCUCCCGCCUCCAGAUUUCAAAGUGAAUUCCCAGUUCUUAGAGCUGUAUAAUGAAGAAGUGCUUGACCUCUUUGAUACCACACGUGACAUUGAUGCAAAAAAUAAAAAAUCCAAUAUACGAAUCCAUGAAGAUUCCACUGGAGGAAUUUAUACCAUAGGCGUUACAACUCGAACUGUGAAUACAGAAUCAGAGAUGAUGCAGUGUUUGAAGCUCGGCGCUUUAUCUCGAACCACUGCCAGUACUCAGAUGAAUGUGCAGAGCUCUCGUUCACAUGCGAUUUUUACCAUCCACUUGUGUCAAACCAGAGUGUGUCCCCAAUUAGACUCGGAAAACUUGACUGAUAACAAGAUCAUAUCUGAAUCACCUGCGAUGAAUGAAUUUGAAACCCUUACUGCCAAAUUCCACUUUGUUGAUCUGGCAGGGUCAGAGAGAUUAAAGCGAACAGGAGCUACUGGAGAGAGGGCUAAAGAAGGAAUUUCUAUCAACUGUGGACUUUUGGCACUUGGCAAUGUAAUAAGUGCACUGGGAGAUAAGAGUAAAAGGGCCACUCAUGUACCAUAUCGGGAUUCCAAAUUAACAAGGCUAUUGCAGGAUUCCCUGGGGGGAAAUAGUCAAACGAUCAUGAUAGCGUGUGUCAGCCCUUCAGAUAGAGAUUUCAUGGAAACUUUGAACACACUGAAGUAUGCCAAUCGUGCCCGAAAUAUCAAAAACAAGGUCAUGGUUAACCAAGACAGAGCUAGUCAACAAAUCAAUGCAUUGCGUAGUGAGAUUACACGACUUCAGAUGGAACUCAUGGAGUACAAAACUGGGAAAAGAAUUAUUGAUGAGGAAGGUGUUGAAAGCAUCAAUGACAUGUUUCACGAGAAUGCCAUGCUACAGACUGAAAAUAACAAUUUACGUGUAAGAAUUAAAGCAAUGCAAGAGACUGUUGAUGCCCUGAGAACCAGAAUAACUCAGCUCGUUAGUGAUCAGGCCAACCAAGUUCUUGCCAGAGCAGGUGAAGGAAAUGAAGAGAUCAGUAAUAUGAUCCAUAAUUAUAUAAAAGAAAUUGAAGAUCUCAGGGCAAAGUUAUUAGAAAGCGAAGCUGUGAACGAGAACCUUCGACGUAACCUGACAAGAGCCACGGCGAGAUCUCCGUAUUUUACUGGAUCAUCAGCUUUCUCUCCUGCAAUGCUCUCUUCAGAAAAGGAGACUAUUGAGAUCAUAGAUAUAGCUAAGAAAGAUUUAGAAAAACUGAAAAGAAAAGAAAAAAAGAAGAAGAAAAGGCUACAGAAACUUGAGGAAAGCAAUCAAGAAGAAAGAAGGUUGGAAAUACUUCCCAGUGUUGUUAAAGAGGAAAAUACAGACACUGAACAGGAUAAGAGGGAAGAAAAGGGUAUUUCAGAAAGAGAGAGCAAUGAAGGUGAAGUUGAAGAAAUCCAGGAAGUAACUGAUCAUGAAGAAGACGAAGAUGAUGAAGACGAGGAAGAGGAGGAUCUGGAAGCUGGUGAAAGCUCAGAUGAAUCUGAUUCCGAAUCAGAUGAAAAAGCCAAUUAUCAGGCAGACUUAGCCAACAUUACUUGUGAAAUUGCAAUAAAGCAAAAGCUGAUCGAUGAACUAGAAAAUAGUCAACGAAGACUACAGACCCUGAAGAAGCAGUACGAAGAGAAACUAAUGAUGCUGCAGCAUAAAAUUCGGGAUACUCAGCUCGAAAGAGAUCAAGUGCUUCAGAAUUUAGGCUCUGUGGAAUCUUGUUCAGAAGAAAAAGCCAAAAAAGUUAAAUCUGAAUAUGAGAAGAAGCUGCAGACCAUGAAUAAAGAACUUCAGCGACUCCAGACUGCUCAGAAAGAGCAUGCACGCUUGCUGAAAAAUCAAUCUCAAUAUGAAAAACAGCUGAAGAAAUUGCAGCAGGAUGUGACAGAAAUGAAAAAGACCAAGGUACGCUUAAUGAAACAAAUGAAAGAAGAGCAAGAAAAGGCCAGGAUGACAGAAUCUAGAAGAAACCGAGAGAUUGCGCAGCUUAAAAAAGACCAACGGAAACGAGAUCAUCAACUCAGGCUUUUGGAAGCUCAGAAAAGAAAUCAAGAAGUGGUUCUUCGACGUAAAACCGAAGAGGUAACAGCUCUUCGGCGGCAAGUAAGACCCAUGUCUGAUAAAGUAGCUGGGAAGGUUAGUCGAAAACUGAGUGCCCCUGAUUCUCCUGCUCAAGACCCGAGUUCCACUCUAGCUGCCGGAGACCCUGAUUCGAUUAAGGCUGGAUCCCAGCAGAAAAUGAGAAUUCCUGUUGCAAGAGUGCAAGCAUUACCAGCAGCUGCAGCCAAUGGAACCAGGAAGAAAUACCUGAGAAAGGGAAUGACCAGUCGAGUGUUCACGUCAAAAACUGCGCGGAUGAAGUGGCAACUACUUGAACGUAGGGUCACAGAUAUCAUUAUGCAGAGAAUGACAAUUUCUAAUAUGGAGACUGAUAUGAACAGGCUUCUAAAGCAACGUGAAGAACUCACAAAAAGAAGAGAGAAACUUUCAAAAAGAAGGGAGCGAGUCAUCAAAGAGAAUGGAGAUGGGGAUAAAAAUGUACAGAGCAUUAAUGAGGAGAUGGAAUCACUAACUGCAAACAUCGAUUACAUCAAUGAUAGUAUUUCAGAUUGUCAAGCCAAUAUCAUGCAGAUGGAAGAAGCCAAGGAAGAAGGUGAGACCCUCGAUGUCACUGCAGUGAUCAAUGCUUGCACUUUAACGGAAGCUCGUUACCUCCUAGACCAUUUCUUGUCAAUGGGCAUCAAUAAGGGUCUUCAGGCUGCCCAGAAGGAAGCUCAAAUAAAAGUCCUCGAAGGUCGUCUGAAACAAACAGAAAUAACCAGUGCUACUCAGAACCAACUACUCUUCCACAUGCUGAAAGAGAAGGCAGAGUUAAACCCUGAACUAGAUGCUUUACUAGGUCAUGCUUUGCAAGACCUAGAUAGCAUAUCAUUAGAAAACAUAGAGGAUAGCAGUGAUGAGGAGGCACCUUUGAGUAGCCCUGGACCAGAAGGGAGUACGCUGUCUUCAGAUCUGAUGAAGCUAUGUGGUGAAAUCAAGCCCAAAAGCAAGGCUCGAAGGAGGACAACCACCCAAAUGGAAUUGCUCUACGCAGAUAGCAGUGAACUAGCCUCAGAUACUAGCGCAGGAGAUACCUCGUUACCUGGCUCUCUUCCACCUGUUACAGAAGGGCAAGAGAUUGGAGUGAAUGCAGAGACAAGUGGUACUUCUGCUAGGGAAAAAGAGCUCAUUCCCCCAACUGGCUUACCUUCUAAGAUAGGCAGCAUUUCUAGACAGUCAACACUGCCAGAAAAGAAAAUACCUGAACCCUCACCUUUAACUAAAAGAAAGGUAUAUGAGAAACCAGAAAAGUCAAAGACCAAGGAACAUAAACACUCAGAUUCUGGAACCUCAGAGGCUAGUCUUUCACCUCCUUCUUCCCCACCAAGCCGACCCCGUAAUGAACUGAAUGUUUUUAGUCGUCUUACUGUUUCUCAGGGAAACACUUCAGUUCAGCAGGAUAAGUCUGAUGAAAGUGAUUCCUCUCUGUCGGAGGUACACAGAGGCAUAAUCAACCCAUUUCCAACUUCCAAAAGUGUUAAAUCGUCAGCACUUCAGUGUAUUCACACAGCUGAGGGGCACACGAAAGCUGUGCUAUGUUUGGAUUCUACUGAUGAUCUUCUGUUUACUGGCUCAAAAGAUCGUACCUGUAAAGUGUGGAAUCUGGUAACUGGACAAGAAAUUAUGUCCCUGGGAGGUCAUCCCAAUAAUGUUGUGUCUGUAAAGUACUGUAAUUACACUAGUCUGGUCUUCACUAUCUCAACAUUUUAUAUUAAAGUGUGGGACAUCAGAGAUUCUGCAAAGUGCAUUCGAACAUUGACAUCUUCCGGUCAAGUUAUGCCUGGUGAUUCCUGCUCUGCAAAUGCCAAUCGAACAGUAACAAUUCCAUCUGGAGAAAACCAGAUUAAUCAAAUUGCCCUUAACGCCACUGGCACUUUUCUUUAUGCUGCAUCCGGAAAUACAGUAAGAAUGUGGGAUCUCAAAAGGUUUCAGUCGACAGGGAAGUUAACUGGACACCUGGGUCCGGUAAUGUGCCUUACCGUAGACCGGAUUUCCAAUGGGCAAGAUUUGAUUAUCACUGGCUCAAAGGAUCACUAUAUAAAGAUGUUUGAUGUAACAGAAGGGGCUCUUGGAACAGUGAGUCCAACACACAAUUUUGAACCCCCUCAUUAUGAUGGGAUUGAAGCACUUACUAUUCAAGGGGAUAAUCUCUUCAGUGGAUCUAGAGACAAUGGAAUAAAAAAAUGGGAUUUAGCUCAAAAAGACCUUCUUCAGCAAGUUCCAAAUGCGCACAAGGAUUGGGUGUGCGCCCUGGGGGUGGUUCCUGGACACCCCAUCCUAUUGAGUGGCUGCAGGGGGGGCAUUUUGAAACUGUGGAACGUGGAUUCCUUUGUGCCGGUCGGGGAGAUGAAAGGUCACGAUAGCCCCAUCAACGCAAUCUGUGUCAACUCCAGUCAGAUCUUCACAGCGGCCGAUGAUCGAACUGUGAGGAUUUGGAAGGUUCGGAAUUUACAAGAUGGUCAGAUCUCUGACCCUGGAGACCUGGGUGAAGAUAUUUCCAGUAAUUAACCGUAAAUUUGCUUGUUUUGUGAAAACUGUGAUGCAAUUCUGAGUAUUCCUCUGUACUCUGCCCUGUUACUUAGGUAAACGCAUACAACUAAAAUAAGCUGAAAAAUUCAACUGAAUUCAGUCGUUAAUAUAAAUGGUAUUCUAAUUCAGCUGUUAUCCUUAAAACCCAAUGUGCUUAAUUAAAAAAAAGUGUGUCCUAUUAAUACCCUGCUUGAAUCUCAAUUUUAUUGUGACUGGAUUUUCGUGUAUAUGCAACACUCAAAUUCUGUUGAACUGCAGAGAAUCUGCUUUUGUGACAGUUGUGGUCUCAAAUUAGUCACUUGGAAUAUAACACAAAGCACUGUUAACAUUUUCAGGCAUUUAGUUCAGAUAACUUGUGUGUCGUGAUAGCUUGUUGGUGAAAUCAUAGUCCAUAAUUGAGUCUGAACUUGAUUUUGUUUCUUUGUUACGGAAGUGAUAGAAGACAGGAGAAAGUUGUUCAAUGAAGUUUCUUAAAAAAUGGAAUUGACCCUAAUCUGCUAGCAAGGAACAUUCUAGGAUUUGCUUUAAUGUUAACAUUUGAUCUUAUUAAUAAUAAUAAUAAUGAUGGUAUUUGUUAAGCGCUUACUAUGUGCAAAGCACUGUUCUAAGCGCUGGGGAGGUUACACGGUGAUCAGUUUGUCCCAAGUGGGGAUCACAGUUUUAAUCCCCAUUUUACAGAUGAGGUAACUGAGGCCCAGAGAAGUGAAGUGACUUACCCAAAGUCACACAGCUGACGGUUGGCGGAGUCGGCGUUUGAACCCACGACCUCGGAUUCCCAAGCCCGGGCUCUUUCCACUGAGCCACGCUGCUUCUCUUAUUGACCAAAGUUGUGCAGUUGUGUAGCCUCUGUACUCAGGACUAAAAUAGUUUUGGGUUUUUUGUUUUGUUUUUUUCAUUAGUGUAGUGUGUGCAUUCAGUAACGAGAAACACUUUUCAUGCCCUAACAAAUAUUUUACUCUAUUUUCCUAAGGAGUUGUUUAUAUUCUCGCCUCUUCCUUUUGUUUUUAUUUAAUGGUAGGAUGUCCUUCCUUUUUCUAAUUUUAUAUGCUGCUAAAUAUAUUUUAAAUAGACUAUGUUUUGCAAACCCUGGCUGUUAAGAUGACAGCUGCAUCAUCUGCAAUGGGAAAAGCUAUGUAAAUAGGUGAUUGUAAAGAGAGAAUGCCUUACAUCUGCCUGUAUGAAUUUUUAAACUGCUGUAGAGUGUGGAUAUUGAAAAAGGAUGUAUAAUUUAAUUCCAACUGCCCAGAAUAUUAUGUUGUAAAUUCUGCAAGUGUCAAAAUUGUAUGUGGACUGUAAACCAACAUUUGGAAACACUGACUUCUGUGGGGGUUUUUUGUUUUGUUUUGUUUUAUUUCUGAAAGUAUGGGCUUGUAAAUGAAAGCUUAGCAAAGUAGAGCUUAAAUAAACACAUCAGUGUGGAA